This is a messenger RNA of Colius striatus (speckled mousebird), 414 nucleotides long. RefSeq names its product histone H2A-beta, sperm. Gene Ontology annotation, cellular component: nucleosome. Gene Ontology annotation, molecular function: protein heterodimerization activity; DNA binding; structural constituent of chromatin. The record is from RefSeq and is a predicted model, not a curated record. NCBI's taxonomy places the organism in Eukaryota, Metazoa, Chordata, Aves, Coliiformes, Coliidae. The transcript has a single exon. The coding region runs from base 1 to 414 and encodes 137 amino acids.
AUGUCAGAACGUGGGAAGAAAACAACAAAGCUCCUUCUUAUGCCAAAGAAAACCAAGUCGGCCUUGGCUGGUCUGCAGUUCCCUGUGGGUCGUGUCUACAGGCUCCUUAAAAAAGGAAACUAUGCUGACAGGAUCGGUCCUGGUGCUGCCAUCUACCUGGCUGCAGUGCUGGAGUACCUGAGCGCAGAGAUUUUGGAACUGUCAGGAAAUGCUGCACGGGAAAAUGGGAAAGCCAGAAUCACACCCAGGCACAUCCAGCUUGCAGUGAGAAAUGAUGAUGAGCUGAACAGGCUCUUCUCCUGUGUGACCAUUGCUCAAGGAGGAGUGAUGCCUAAUGUGCUUCCUGAACUUGUUUCUAAGGCUACUACCUCACUUAAACCUCCUGUCAAACAUGCCCAGUCACAGGAGUUCUAG